AUGUCUACUCUUCUGGAAAACGUCAUUGCCAUCAUUGACCUAUUCCAACAAUAUUCAAAAACAGACAAAGAAACUGACACACUGAGCAAAGAAGAGCUGAAGGAACUUCUGGAAAUAGAGCUUGGCCCAAUCCUGAAGAAUCCAGAUGACCCAGACACUGCUGAAGUAUUCAUGGAUAUCCUUGACAUAGACCACAACCAGAAAUUAGACUUUGAAGAAUUUUUUCUGAUGGUGUUCAAGUUGGCUAAAGCAUACUAUCACUCUAAAAGGAGACCGAAUUUCCAAACAUAG
Myotis davidii is the source of this 291-nucleotide messenger RNA. RefSeq names its product filaggrin-like. Gene Ontology annotation, molecular function: calcium ion binding; transition metal ion binding. NCBI's taxonomy places the organism in Eukaryota, Metazoa, Chordata, Mammalia, Chiroptera, Vespertilionidae. The transcript has 3 exons. Gene Ontology annotation, cellular component: keratohyalin granule; cornified envelope. Bases 1 to 291 code for a protein of 96 amino acids. Gene Ontology annotation, biological process: establishment of skin barrier. The record is from RefSeq and is a predicted model, not a curated record.